GCAUAGUACUGCUUUGUAUUUGUUUUGUUUUAGAUAGGGUAAUGUAAAACGAAGUUUUGUUACUUUAGUGUAUUUCAGUUAGGGGCGCAGUGCUCUCACGUUCACAUAAUUGUAAAUUGUCAAUUGAAAUUAGUAGAUGGCAGUUGCAACAGCUCCAGGUUGCGCAUCCUCCAACCCUGGAAUGAAUGUCAGUUUUGGUGUUUCUGGAAAUAAUAUACCAAGAAGUUCUAGCCCGAAUAAUAAUGGUGGAAAUAACGCAUCUUGCACAAUACAAAGUUUGCUACAAACUGCUAAAAAACUGGCUGAGAGAUUAAACGAACACGAGACAAAUGUUGAAAGCAUUAUCACUCAGACACAGGAACUCAACAAGCAUAUGGUUUCUAUGAAGACGUACAAGGACGAAGUGGAUGGGAUAAAUGAGAACAACAGACCUCGUCCCCAGCUGAACAACAGCAGGCGCCAGCUGAUCAAAGGCAUCCAGUAUGAGAACAGACAGAUCAAGACUCUGCAGCGGGAGAACGAGGAGUUGAAGCAGGCGCUGGAGGAGCACCAGAACGCCAUGGAGCUGAUCAUGAGCAAGUACAGGGAACACGUGUCCACUCUCUCCCAGUACGCCAAACUAGACCUCACCACCUUCAAUGCGGCAGUCAACCAACGGGAGAUUGAGCAGAAGAAUGCCAAAAUAAUGGAGAUGGUGUCAGUGAUGCAACAAGUGGUGAGGUUGGACGAGAGCUCUGCUUAUGCUGCCGAGAAGAAAAUAGCGGAGUUGGAGUACCAGAACAAAACACUCAGAGAACUGCUCAAGGUCAGCCAAGACUUCAAGUCGCGCAUACUGCUCGCAUCAGCCGCAGAACCCCAUACCGCCGCAUCACCCGUCAAUUCUGGCGGAGGCCCCGAUACAGCUGGAAUUGUACAGGGAGAUGACCCGAACUCCAAUAACUCGAGUCGAUCCACAGACGAAAACAACUCGGAAGGGGAAGAUGCCGACGUCAGUUCUCCGAAUGCCGAUUUGAUGUUUGAAUAUCCCAGCAGGACAGUUAAGAAGCGACCAUCUCUAGGUUUGAACAACAGUGGCAGUAACUCAAACGCAGGUCUGUUUGCAACACAAUUUGCACCAGAGUCCAGUCAGAACAGCUCACUCUCCUUCUCACCCUCAGACUCGUUUUCGACUGGUUCUCACUCAUGGGUAGAAGAAGGGGAAAGGACACGCCCGGAUACAACCCAAUCCAGCAGUGUGGACAGUGGAGACCAGGGUAACCCAAAGUCGGAGCACACUGGCCAAGUGACGAUGAACGGAUUCGGUCAAAGCACAAAUGGAGAUGCGAACGCGGGACAGCCUCUAACAAACGGACCAGUGGUUGAGUUUGAAUUCAAAAGGAAUGCGAACAGUAAUAAUAAUAACAACAACUCUUUCGAAGGUGCUUCAAUGAAUAACAAAGCAACUUCCUCAGACUCAGGACUGAACAUAACUAAUCACCGCAGCCAGCAGCAGCAUCAUCUGGAGUCAAGUGGGGGGAUCUCGAAGUCCAGAUUCGGAUCUGAGACGGACAUCAUAUCGGACACGGACAGCGACUCCAGCUCCAAUGCUUCGACUGUGACUUUGACGCCAUGCACGUCGGAUAGGGAGGACGAGGACGACACAGGACACCACUGGACCUCAAGUGAGCUGGACCUGGAGGAAUCUCUGGCUAUAUCUUCUACACUAUCUUCAGUAGCAGACGAAGUGGAACAGUUCUCCAAAGCAGCCUCCAACUGUCUUCUCACCAACGGAUGUUUCGAUCCCGAUUUUCAUAAUGCAAACACCACUACUAGUUCUAAUAUUAAUUCAAGUAAUAAUAACAACAACUCAGCUCCCAUCCCCUCAGUCAUAAAUACCCCCUCUAAUCCGUCUUCUUCUACGCCUCAAAUCACUGCUUCAGAUUGUGACGCAGCGCCCCUGCCUAAUGGAGUUGCAUGAUCAUUUGCUCCGUGAUUCAAUUGUUAUGUAAUAGUUAACGCGACCCAGAUUUUUGCCAUUAUUAAGAAACAUUGGUUGUUAGUCCUUUUCCAGCGCCUCGCCAGUUUAUCCUUAAUUGUGCUGUAAAGUCAAAGGGCGAAUUAGAUUUUAUUGUGUAUUCAAUUUCAUCAAGAUGGUUUAGAUUAGUUACUUGACAUUUCAAAUCCAAUUAUAAUAAGUAAAUAGUUGACCAUGAUAACAGAGCUUCAGUAUAAAUUAACUCAUUCGAAUUAUGGGAGUUUUUUUUUCAUUAAGCCGGCAAUUUUGUACGUGGGAAAAUUGAAUGCAAUCGAUAUCCCACUAGAACCGUUCAAAACGUCAGGUGUAAUUGUUGUCGGUCCAUGCUUAGAUAGUGAAUCGAUUUGUUCCUAAAAUGGAAUUUUGAAAAAACUAAGGACCGACGCAUUUAUUGGGACUUUACUUAAACGGCCGAAAAUAGAAGUUGGGAAAA
Molecule: messenger RNA, 2447 nt
Organism: Symsagittifera roscoffensis
Lineage: Eukaryota; Metazoa; Xenacoelomorpha; Acoela; Convolutidae
Exons: 5
Coding region: 137-1957 (606 amino acids)
Source: RefSeq, a predicted model, not a curated record